This is a messenger RNA of Rasamsonia emersonii CBS 393.64, 900 nucleotides long. RefSeq lists its product as uncharacterized. The transcript has a single exon. The record is from RefSeq and is a predicted model, not a curated record. The coding region runs from base 1 to 900 and encodes 299 amino acids. Lineage: Eukaryota; Fungi; Ascomycota; Eurotiomycetes; Eurotiales; Trichocomaceae.
AUGAACCUCACUGAGGAAGUGCGUAACAAUCAUACAUAUUGCACAAACGAGUGCCGGCGUCUGGCAGAACAACACGCUUCGGUGCUCCAACAGGUCGAGGGGCAGCAGCACAAGCUCGAUAAUGAAAUUUCGCGUCUGACCCAAGACAUUGCCGUAGCAAAAGAGGGACUUGGCUCCUUGGAGAAAAAUAUACCAUCCGAAGAAGAGACGAGACGAGCAAUUCUCCAGGAAGUGAACCAGGAGUGGGAUCGUGUGACCGAAAAGAUCAAGUCUCUUGAGAAGCAGUUGGAUGAAGCUCGAACUCAGACGACAGAUAGCCUGAAAGCGCUGGAAGAGAAGAUUCAGUCUGCGAACUCGGCCGAACUCGAAAAGGUGUUGGAGCAGGUUCGUGAGAUGAAAGGAUCCCUCAGCAAUGAGAUCCAGGACGUCGCGAAUCGACUUGACGAUUUCAAGGAGACGAGCCGAAAAGAUGUCGAGGACGCGAUCGCACGGCUGGGGGAGCUUGAACGGGCCAAGGAAGAGCUCGUCGAGCGCCUGGCAUCUGAGCCAGAGUCCUUGGCACUGCGACCGAUCAAGGCUGAAUCACGCCAACCGUCUGAAGUGCCGGACGACGUUCCCCCGGCCACGGAGGAUCCGCCGCUGCCCAGUCCUGUGGACGUUAAUGAGGCUGCAAAGCAUAAUGAUGCAGAGAAGAAGAAGAAGAAGCGCAAGUUUAAUCACAGCGCCUUGAUAUCCGACGAGGCAAGCGCCACGUCCUACACUCCUUCGGUCCGGUCUUCUCCUGUUCCAGAAGAGGGAUCAUCCCAGCUGAGCCGGAGCGAGAAGAAGCACAAGAGGAAAAAGCGCAAGAAGAAGCACUGGGUGUCCGGACCACCGGCGGUGAUCACACUGGAUGAUUAG